AUGGAAAAUAUCCUGUUUUGCAAGGCUGGGAUACACCAUUGUCUUGGUGGUGAGGUUGUAACCAGAGGACCAAGGGACAGGAGGGCCAGCAACUUUGAGGCUGCAAGUAACGAUGUUGCUGGUUCUCAGCUUUGGUCAAAUCCGACCAGAAAAACUCUUGUUGCUGUGGCAAGCAAAACAGGUAUGAACUACCAUACUUUGGUCUGUUUUUUGGCAGAUCUUUGGGGCCAAAAUGUUGUGUCAAUGGUUGAAGAAACCAACUGGGUCGUCUGUACCAGUAAGAUGUGGAAGGAUCAAGUGGUGUACAGAGUCCAGUCAUCCUUCAACAGCACACAUGUUCUAGCCAAUGAUCUUGUUGUGCUCAAACAUCUGUGGGGGUAUGGAUUUGUUUGCAAGUUCUUCUCCUACUCUGUCUUAGGAGAAACCAGACUCUUUGCCAUUGUUGACCAUCUGUGUGGCAUCCAGCACAAUAAUGAGGGAAUGUUUCUAGUGUGGGAAAGUACUACAAUUGGUGACAAGAAGGUGGUGGAUGUGAAAUCCAUCAAGGGGAUGGCUGGUCUCAUUCAUGAUGUAAAUGACGAGACCAUUCGACAUGUAGUGGAGGUUUCUCAAAGUCAUUAUCAAUAA
Molecule: messenger RNA, 627 nt
Organism: Phycomyces blakesleeanus NRRL 1555(-)
Lineage: Eukaryota; Fungi; Mucoromycota; Mucoromycetes; Mucorales; Phycomycetaceae
Exons: 2
Coding region: 1-627 (208 amino acids)
Source: RefSeq, a predicted model, not a curated record